CCGGCUGGCGCUUGUCCUUGGCGUGAGCUACUGUGGCUGAGUAGGAAUUAGGUAGCCGAUGACCAUGGAAGAGGGUGACGGGUUGCGGCAGCGGAGGCCUAUACGGCCGCAGAUAAUCACCGACGAGACUGUGGUUCAGGAUACCGGGAGGAGUGGCUCAUACAGUGGGAAAAUCUUCCGUGCCACCUUCACUUGCCUGGCAUUGGCUCUGCUAAUCCCUUCGCUUGCUGCUGUGUGCUUACUGGAGUCUCCCAUAGAGCCACAAUAUUUAAGUUUCCAGAUACCUCCUCGCAUGACAGGUGCUCUUGAGGCAAAUCUUAAGUUAAGGCAAGCAGAACGUUUGUUGGAAGGCCAGCUAGUUGGGCCGGAAUCCAUUGCAAACAUUGGAGAUGUCCUUUUCACUGGCACAGCAGAUGGGCAGAUUCUGAAAAUUGAAGAUGGAAAAAUCCACACAAUAGCUAAACUUGGCAGACCUCCUUGUGGAACUCGGGAGAAUGAGCCUAACUGCGGAAGACCUCUGGGUCUCAGAGUUGGCCCUAAUGGGACCCUCUUCAUUGCAGAUGCUUACCAAGGAAUAUUUGAAGUCAAUCCUGUUACAGGUGCCGUAGAACAACUCCUGUCUUCCCAGAUACCAGUCCAAGGGAAGAAGAUGUCAUUUGUAAAUGAUCUUACUAUAACCAGUGAUGGUAGAAAGAUCUACUUCACAGACUCCAGCAGCAAGUGGCAGAGGCGAGAUUACCCAUACUUGGUUAUGGAAGGCACAGAUGAUGGACGAUUGCUAGAGUAUGACACCGUCACAAAAGAAGUGAAAGUUUUGAUGGGAGGAUUGAGGUUUCCCAAUGGAGUUCAGCUUUCGCCAGCAGAAGAUUUCUUGCUUGUUGCAGAGACCACAAUGGCCAGAAUAAGAAGGUAUUAUGUAUCUGGGCUUACAAAAGGUGGAGUAGACAUGUUUGUGGAAAACCUGCCUGGCUUUCCAGAUAACAUACGCCUUAGCAGCUCAGGAGGAUACUGGGUUGCCAUGUCUGCUGUAAGGCUUAAUCCGGGAUUCUCCAUGAUGGAUUUCUUAGCGGACAAACCAUGGAUAAAAAAAAUUAUAUUCAAGCUCUUCAGCCAUGAUACAGUAAUGAAGUUCGUUCCCAGGUACAGUCUGGUUGUAGAGCUCGGUGAGAAAGGUUCCUACAAAAGAAGCUUUCAUGAUCCCAAUGGAGAGGUUGUGACUUACAUCAGCGAGGCCCAUGAACAUGAUGGGUAUUUAUACAUGGGAUCCUUCCGAUCUCCUUUUAUUUGUAAACUGAAUCUUCAAGAAGUAUGAGCUUUCAAAGUUUAGCCAGUAAGCAAAUGAUGGAAGCAACUGUUGUGCCCCAGUGACCAGUUCUUUCCUGAUUAAUGGGUGCGUAUAGUACACACUUGUUCUGGAAUCCCAGUGAUUAUUAGAUUUGUGGAUCGUAUGUGAUAUUCUUAUGCUAAUCCUAUAGAUGGUUAAAGGUCAAGCAGGACUUUGUCUUGUCAAAUGUUGCUUACAACUCUGUCUUCAAAAGGGGAUUUAACUAUAUGUACUCAUUUAA
Molecule: messenger RNA, 1565 nt
Organism: Spea bombifrons (plains spadefoot toad)
Lineage: Eukaryota; Metazoa; Chordata; Amphibia; Anura; Pelobatidae
Gene: APMAP
Product: adipocyte plasma membrane associated protein
Exons: 9
Coding region: 59-1312 (417 amino acids)
Biological process (GO): biosynthetic process
Molecular function (GO): strictosidine synthase activity
Source: RefSeq, a predicted model, not a curated record